Molecule: messenger RNA, 4456 nt
Organism: Protobothrops mucrosquamatus (brown spotted pit viper)
Lineage: Eukaryota; Metazoa; Chordata; Lepidosauria; Squamata; Viperidae
Gene: PTK2B
Product: protein tyrosine kinase 2 beta
Exons: 30
Coding region: 31-3096 (1021 amino acids)
Biological process (GO): signal complex assembly; protein phosphorylation
Cellular component (GO): focal adhesion; cytoskeleton
Molecular function (GO): protein tyrosine kinase activity; ATP binding
Source: RefSeq, a predicted model, not a curated record
UAAUGAUCCGGCGUUAGCAUUGCAUUGGUCAUGAUGAUGUCCGGAUUGCCGGAGGCCUUGAGCCGGCUGAGAGCAAAUUCUCUUCGCAGUUGCUUCAGCCUGGCAGGGCCCUCAGAGUCUACCAUGGUUGCUGUACCCAUUGAUAUAGACAAGGAUGAAGUUCGGAUCCUCAAGGUUUGUUUCCACAGCAACAGUUUCAACAUGGGCAAGAACUUCAAACUGGUGAAAUGUACAGUCAUGACGGAGAUACGGGAAGUAAUAAAGUCAAUCCUACAGAGUGGAAGAAUUGGUCCUGAUAUCCAGCUUGCCGAGUGCUAUGGAUUACGCCUGAAGCAUGUGAAAUCGGACGAGAUCCAUUGGCUUCAUCCAGACAUGACAGUGGGUGAAGUCCAGGACAAAUAUGAAUGUUUGCACCUUGAGGCUGAAUGGAGGUAUGAUCUCCAGGUCCGCUACCUCCCUGAAGAUUAUGUUGAACGCUUCCAAGAGGACCGGACAACGCUUCUGUACUUCUACCAACAGCUCCGGAGUGAAUACAUGCAACUUUAUGCGAGCAAAGUGAGUGAGGGGAUGGCCCUACAACUAGGCUGCCUGGAGCUUAGGAGAUUCUACAAGGAUAUGCCCCACAACGCUUUAGACAAGAAGUCCAACUUUGAAUUCCUGGAGAAGGAAGUGGGACUGGACUUGUUCUUUCCUAAACAGAUGCAAGAGAACUUGAAGCCAAAGCAGUUCCGCAAGAUGAUCCAGCAGACUUUCCAGCAGUAUGCGCUCCUGAGAGAGGAAGAAUGCAUCAUGAAGUUCCUUGGCACACUCUCCACCUUUGCCAACAUUGAUCAAGAAAACUAUCGCUGUGAGUUGAUUCAAGGAUGGAAUAUCACUGUGGACCUGGUGAUUGGCCCAAAAGGCAUUCGGCAGAUGACAAGUAAAGAAGCAAAGCCCACUUGCUUGGCUGAAUUCAAGCAAAUCAAAUCCAUAAAAUGUACUACAGUGGAGGAAGGCAGAGCAUUGCUGCAGCUUGGUCUGACUGGGAACCCCCAGUCCUUGACUAUUAAGACAUCCUCCCUGGCUGAGGCAGAGAACAUGGCUGACUUAAUAGAUGGCUACUGCAGGCUGCAGGGAUGCUUGGAUACCUCCCUCAUCAUCCUACCCAACAGAGAGAAUGAGAAGAGGAUCAGUCUGCCUCAGGUCCCAAUACAGCAUAUAGAAGAAAAGAGACCCACACUGACAGAGAGCUUCAGUGGAGAUUCUGACAUUUAUGCUGAGAUUCCAGAUGAAGCAUCCAGACCCAAAUCUGGAGCCCAACAGUUCGUGAUUUCUCGAGAAGAUGUUUCUCUGGGCAGGAUCCUGGGAGAAGGUUUCUUCGGAGAAGUCUAUGAAGGUGUCUUCACCAAUGAGAGUGGGGAGCGGGUUAGCGUUGCUGUGAAAACAUGCAAGAAAGAUUGCACUGCUGAGAACAAGGAGAAGUUCAUGAGUGAAGCAAUGCUCAUGAAAAAGAUGGACCACCCCCACAUUGUGAAACUGAUUGGCAUCACAGAGGAGGAGCCAACAUGGAUUGUUAUGGAACUCUAUCCUUAUGGGGAGCUGGGACACUAUCUCGAGCAGAACAAGGCCAGCCUGAAGGUGCAGACCCUUAUCCUCUAUACCUUGCAAAUUUGCAAAGCCAUGGCUUACCUGGAGGCUAUCAACUGUGUGCACAGGGACAUUGCAGUCCGUAAUGUGCUGGUGGCUUCGCCUGAAUGUGUCAAACUAGGAGAUUUUGGCCUUUCCAGAUACAUUGAGGAUGAUGAGUAUUAUAAAGCAUCAGUGACUCGCCUACCCAUCAAAUGGAUGGCUCCAGAGUCAAUCAACUUUCGCCGUUUCACCUCUGCCAGUGACGUUUGGAUGUUUGCUGUUUGCAUGUGGGAGAUCCUUAGCUAUGGCAAACAGCCUUUCUUCUGGUUGGAGAACAAAGAUGUCAUUGGAGUGCUGGAGAAAGGAGACCGUCUCCCCAAGCCGGAUGCCUGUCCACCAAUCCUGUAUGCUCUGAUGACACGCUGUUGGGAUUAUGACCCCAAUGACAGGCCCAAGUUCAAAGAGUUGGUCUGUAGUUUAAGUGACAUUUACCAGAUGGAGAAGGAGAUUGCACGGGAACAAGAGAAGAAUAAUCGCCGUCGCCCCCCAAAAAUUAUGGAGCCUACCUCUUUCCAAGAGCCCCCUCCAAAGCCCAGCAGACCAAAGUACAAACCACCUCCUCAGACCAAUUUACUGGCCCCCAAACUGCAAUUCCAGGUGCCCGAGGGUCUGUGUGCCAGCUCACCAACGCUCACCAGCCCCAUCGAGUACCCAUCACCUGUCAACUCUCUGCAUACCCCACCACUCAACAGACACAAUGUCUUCAAGCGCCACAGCAUGAGGGAGGAGGAUUUCCUUAGGCCCAGUAGCCGGGAAGAAGCCCAGAAACUGUGGGAGAUGGAACGAGCUAAAAUGCGUCAGCUCCUGGAUAAACAGCAGAAGCAGAUGGUGGAAGACUAUCAGUGGCUUCGGCAGGAAGAAAAAGCUUUGGACCCCAUGGCUUCUGUGAAGAGCAAUUCUUCCCGCCCAAAACUGCCAGAGAAGGAGACAAGCUACACUGAGUUUACAGGACCACCCAAAAAGCCACCCAGGUUUGGACCACAGAUGUCUCUGCAGCCAGCUCCCACAGCCAAUCUUGAUCGAACAGACGAUCCCGUGUAUAGUGAUGUCAUGGGGCUGGUGAAGGCUGUCCUGCGGCUGAAGAAUGAAGUCAGCAACCAUCCACCUGAGCGAUAUAUUCUGGUUGUUAAGGAUGUGGGUCUUUCUCUUCGAAAACUCAUUGGGAGUGUGGAUGACAUCCUUCCGGUUCUACCUGCAUCCUCACGCACAGAGAUUGAGGGUACCCAGAAGCUCCUAAAUAAGGACCUUGCAGAACUGAUCAGCAAGAUGCGUCUGGCUCAGCAGAACGCUAUGACUUCAUUGAGCGAGGAAUGCAAGCGCCAGAUGUUAACGGCUUCACAUACUCUGGCUGUGGAUGCAAAGAAUCUCCUGGAUGCUGUAGACCAAGCCAAGAUGCGAGCCAACCUUGUGAAGGUCUCCUUUGAGUAAUCAAGAGGGCUGACUUACAGUUUUUUUAAAUAUCCCUCCACAACUUUCACAUCCUCUCCCCCAUCCUGCCUCACCAAAAACUGCUUGUGUCUUUGAUUUUGUCACGUCUGUCUUCUGAGAGCAACAGAGAAGCCAUGUUCAGGGCGAGGAAGAGACUUUUUUUUCCCCCAGGGUUCUGUGGACAAUGCUACUAAAGGGCGCUGUGCAUGAUAGGAUCCUAAUCCCAAGAUGAGGAUUCUUUCAACCAAACUUUGAACUCUGGAUCUGCACCAGUAGUCCCAUCAUAGAAAGUGACUUCUGAAUAUGUUCUGCUUCCUUUGACAGACAGCACCUCUGGCAUCAAGUGAUACAGUCUGCCUCACUGGUGAAAGGAAUCAAAGGCAGGGAUGGGUGGGGCGGCUUGUGAGCCUUUACACUGUUCUCAGGAUAAGCCAAAAAAUGACGUGUAAGAUUUCUCCUUGGUUGAUCCAAGGGUUCUAGAAAGCCUAGUGAGAGGGAAUAUGUUUACUAGGUCUUGCUACAUCUAUUUUGAUUGAAGAUAUUCCCAUGGGGAUGCUGGUUCCUCAGAAGAGACUGUUUGCAUCUUGCUGUGUUGUAUAGAAACAUAUAUUUAAUGGCCAUAUCUGAAUGUGUGCACCCUCCCUAAAUCUUCUUCCCUUAAUAGCCUCAUUUAUUGAAUUUUUGAACCAGUUUAAACAAUAGAUCUCUCUCUGUCAAUUACACAGAUCCAAAUAAAUGUAUAAAGCCAUAAGAAGUACGGAAGGGCAUCAGGGUUUAAUAAGUUGGAGGUGUUUCAGCCUUUAUAAGCUGAUUAACUUGAAAAGUUGCUUGUAGCCACAACAGUCUUUCUGGUUUUUUAGGUACCGUAUAUAUUUUAGAUGCAAAUGACAUUAGCUGCGGUGUGCUUGUACAUAUCUUCCUUCCCCUUAUGAAUAUAGAUCAAACACAGAUCUGAUCCCAUAUUUGCUACUGAAUUAUAAUUUGAAAAGAAAGAUGUUAUGCCUCAUAAAUAUGGGGCUUCAAUUUUGCUACUGAAAUUGACGUUUUUGUUGAAAACAAUCACGUUUUGAAGGACUAGAAGCCAUUAAUAUAUUUGUAAUUCUAUUGUCUUGAAUGCAAGUAUCUCAUUCCUGGGAGAGAAUUAGGGAUGGGGGGAAGGGGAAUCUGGAAAAGGUGCCUAAGAAAUUGACAAGGUAUUUAUAUUUCUUGACCUACGUGAGGUCAGCACAGUUUAUCCAUACUUCUUCGUAUUAUCUUUAUGUGUUUAAAAAAAACAAGUUUAGAAAACUUUGUUUGCUAUGUGAGUUUUGACCAGAAAAUUAAAGCAAUGUGGUUUAUUUUGCCUGAGAUAAAUUAAAUA